GGUCGCUCUCCCUUCACUUGGUUUAAGAAUGGAACCAAAAUAAUGGAGCAAACAUCUUCAUCUUAUAGAGGCUCUGUCGACCCUGCAGGCGUUUACUCCUGCUCUUAUGAGGAUUAUCGCUCUCCUUCAGUGUAUGCUCCAACAGCUCCUACAGUGUUGAUGAUUCCCACUGGUGACAUUAUGAAGAACAGCUCAGUGACUCUGAACUGUAGCAGUGAUGCUAACCCUCCACCUAAAUACACCUGGUACAAGAGGAACCAAUCACUGCUCAGAGGAUUACAGCUUUACCUCGACUCCGUCCAGUCCUCUGACUCUGCAGAAUAUUACUGUGUAGUUGACAAUAAUCUGGGAAGGAGGACAUCUGAACAUGUUUUUGUUGAUGUGAAAUAUGGUCCACAGACUGCUAUUUUGACCUUGAAUCCUUCAGCAGAGGUCGCAGAGGGCCUUCCUUUGACUCUUACCUGUAGCAGUGAUGCUAACCCUGCAGCUACAUACACGUGGUACAAGGCAAACCAAAUACUGGGACAAGGGCUGGUAAACAUUUAUGAUUUCACCUCACUCAGCUCUGAAGACAAAGGGAUCUACUCCUGCAAGUCUGAGAAUCAAUAUGCUCCAAAGCCUCCCUCUGUGUCAGCGAGUCCCUCUGCUGAGAUAGUGGAGGGCAGAGCCGUGACCCUCAUGUGUAGCAGUGAUGCUAACCCAGCAGCUAAUUACACCUGGUACAAGGAGAAUGAAGACUCACCUCUAGCUUCAGGACAGAUCUUCACCAUCACUGACUUCAGUGCUAAUCACAGUGGGAAUUACUACUGUGAAGCCCUGAACACAAGAGGGCGCCAUAACUCCACCUUCACUCUGACUGUUGUGGCAGGUAUGUUGUUCACUUUCACCUGCAGGUGA
This is a messenger RNA of Cheilinus undulatus (humphead wrasse), 897 nucleotides long. Its product is annotated as B-cell receptor CD22-like. Bases 43 to 897 code for a protein of 284 amino acids. The transcript has 4 exons. The record is from RefSeq and is a predicted model, not a curated record. Lineage: Eukaryota; Metazoa; Chordata; Actinopteri; Labriformes; Labridae.